Acanthosepion pharaonis is the source of this 672-nucleotide messenger RNA. Lineage: Eukaryota; Metazoa; Mollusca; Cephalopoda; Sepiida; Sepiidae. The record is from the annotation of a GenBank genome assembly.
AUGUUUCUUCUCUUUGUCACUUGCGAUUUCAUUCUUUUCUCGUUUUACACGCUUUCUCUCGUUUUCUUCUUUUUUCCAAUUGUUUUCUCUCUAUUUUCUAUUUCUAUUUUGAUUUCUUCUCUUCUUUUUUUCUCAUUAUUUUUGGUUUUCUCUCUCUGUUCGUUUUUCACUUGCUUUCUCUCUAUUUUGUUUGCAAUUUCUUUCUCUGUUCUUCCACUUUACUCUCUCUUUUUCUGUCGGCGUUCUUUCCUUCUGUUUUCUCUUUGCCCUCGCUAUCUCUCUCUUAUCUGUUUGCACUGGUUUUCUCUGUCUUUUCACUUACCUCUCUUUUCUUAUUCCUCUUCCUUUCUUUCACUUUUCCUUUUCCAUCAGAUUUUCACUUCUCAUCUUUUACCUCUCACCUUACUUUCUUUUUAUUUCCCUUGGUUUUUCACUAUAUUUUCUUGGCAUUUCUUUUCUCUGUAUCUUGCUAAUUCCUCAAGUUUUCGUUCUGAUUCACUUUGUUACUCCAUUAUCUUUUCUUUCUUUCUUUCUUUCUUUCUUUCUUUCUUUCUUUCUUUCUUUCACAGUCAAUAUCGCUCUUUCGAUCUAUCUGCAUUACGUGGUGCCUUUAGCCUUAAUAAUGAUGAAUCUUGUGCGCCAAUAAGCCAUGAGAGCAUUGAAAAAGGAUAA